Molecule: messenger RNA, 1696 nt
Organism: Aphanomyces invadans
Lineage: Eukaryota; Oomycota; Saprolegniomycetes; Saprolegniales; Verrucalvaceae
Exons: 1
Coding region: 23-1474 (483 amino acids)
Molecular function (GO): metal ion binding
Source: RefSeq, a predicted model, not a curated record
UUUCUCCUCAACGUCCAAACCGAUGAAGCCGUCGAUGCCGCCGAUUCUGCUGUCGGAAGGUCGCAAGGAAGAGCUCUUGGCCGAGAUCGACCCGAUGAUUCAACCCCUUCUCCAGUCCAUGGUCCCAAGUGGCGACAAGUGGGAAAUGAACUUUGUCCGCAAUGGCGUGACGUGCUACGACAGUUUGCGUGCAGACCCGUACUACCGCCUCUGUCUUUCCACGGCAGUUGUGCGGUCGUCUUUGGAUGCUGCCAUGAGCGCACUGGCCACGGACACGACGUCGUCACUCUUACGCGCCGAGAACGAAAGCCUCGGCGACCGUGUCUCGAACGCGUCCGUGAUCUGCCCCCUCCGUCCUCGCACUCGAAAGUCACAGCAGCACUACGUUGGCGUCAAAUGGGUAUCGUACAGCAUCAACAAUUACCAACAGUUCGACAUGGUGUUUUGCGAUGCAGUCGGUGUCGGUGUGUCGCCCUCCUCGGGGCGCAGGUUUGGGUAUCGCAUUAUCCGAUCCAUUUCGAUCCCGGAAUGUCCUACUUUGUCGCCCAUGCCGCGCGGACAUGUUGUCUUCAACGUCAUCAAGUUUAAUGAAACGGCUGAAGCCAAUGUGCUGGACAUGCAGGUCUCGAUCAACCUCCUCUGCGAUGAUGUUGCGUCGCUCUCUGGCAUCUUCGACCCUUACCCACAGACGACGCGCCUCCGCGUGUACAUUGAGUCGUACUUCCGGAAAGGGUUCACCCCGCCGCCGCGCAAGAGUACCCUUCUAAUCCCACCGCUUUCGCUCAUGGGAGGCCGCAGCAGCAACGUGUUCAUUGACCAACCGAAGAAAGCUUCACAUUGUAACCUGUGCCGAAAGAAGUUUCACUGGUUUCGCCGUCGCUACGGAUGCAGCGAAUGUGGCAACGUCGUGUGCAGUUCGUGCACGGAGCAGUUCAGGGUUGGCGCUAUCCGACGCAAGGUGUGCCUCGUUUGCCGAUGCACUACCACCGCCGAUGCAACAGCCCAUCAUUCAGUUGCCCGUUCGCCGACCUCCAUGCCGCAUUACGCGCCGGUGUCGUACCCAAUGUACGACUCAGAGCCGUCCCCUAUCUACGACAUUCGCACGAGUCUCUGGUCGCCACGAUCCCCGCGCCAUUCGCAGUUCGAUCGACCGUCGUUGUCGGAAAACUUGGGACGGUCGUCAUUCCAAGUGUCGCCAUCGAUGCACAAAAUGUUCACCUCGUCCCGUGGGGCAGGCGACAUGAAGUUUGAUCGUACGGUUGGACUUCCAUCGACCCCCUUGAAGACGCACUUCAAACCGUUUGAAGACAAAGUCCUCGUGGAUCAAAUCAACCGACAGAGCGUCCAGAGCACCCCUGUCCAGUCCCUGCAGCAGUGGAAUCCUGUCGACCUCACUGCACGGAAUUCCAUGUCUGGCCAGCGCGAUUCGUUCACGUGUAAACUGCGGAAGUCCUUGUCGGCAGGGUUCAGUUAGUAUUGGUAGGAGGGUCGUCGUGGGUGGUGUAAUAUAUGAGCUUGAACGAGUUCACACCUGUUGAUCUUGCCUCCCCCGACCAGCAACUCGACGUUGUGCUGUCUCCUUCGCUGUCGGAUAGUGUCUGCUGACGAUACUCCCUCAAGCAAAGGUACAUCGUGAUGAAGCAAGCAUGUCAUUGCGCGUCCAUGUUCCUCCAUCCCACGGCGCAGUUCUUCGAAC